Lathyrus oleraceus (garden pea) is the source of this 582-nucleotide messenger RNA. Its product is annotated as secreted RxLR effector protein 161-like. Bases 1 to 582 code for a protein of 193 amino acids. Lineage: Eukaryota; Viridiplantae; Streptophyta; Magnoliopsida; Fabales; Fabaceae. The transcript has a single exon. The record is from RefSeq and is a predicted model, not a curated record.
AUGGGUAAGAUAAACUACUUUCUUGGACUCCAAAUCAAGCAAUUAAAGGAUGGAAUCUUCAUCAACCAAUCCAAUUAUUGCAAAGAAUUGUUGAAAUUUUUUGAUAUGGAUAAUUGCAAAGAAAAUGCUAUUCCAAUGGGUUUAGGAUCAUAUGUUGACAUUGAUGAAUCUGGUAUUCCAGUUGAUAUCACUAAAUAUCGAGGAAUGAUUGGUUCUUUAUUAUAUUUGAUGGUAAGUCGUCCUGACAUAAUAUUUAGUGUUUGUAUAUGUGCUCGCUUUCAAGUAAAUCCAAAGGAAUCGCAUUUCAUCGUCGUUAAAAGGAUCAUGAAGUAUCUCAAAGGGACAACAAAUGUUGGACUAUGGUAUCCUAAAGGUAGUAUUUGCAAUUUAGUUGGUUAUUCUAACUCUGGUUAUGUAGGAAGUAAAAUUGAUAGAAAGAGCACUAGUGGUACAUGUCACAUUCUUGGAAAUGCAUUAGUAUCAUGGGCUUGCAAGAAACAAGCAAGUGUUGCUCUUAGCACGGCCGAAGCGGAAUACAUAGCAGCAGGUAGCUAUUAUGCACAAAUACUUUGGAUUAAGUAA